Molecule: messenger RNA, 1776 nt
Organism: Eucalyptus grandis
Lineage: Eukaryota; Viridiplantae; Streptophyta; Magnoliopsida; Myrtales; Myrtaceae
Product: F-box protein At3g12350
Exons: 2
Coding region: 190-1554 (454 amino acids)
Biological process (GO): SCF-dependent proteasomal ubiquitin-dependent protein catabolic process; gibberellic acid mediated signaling pathway
Cellular component (GO): SCF ubiquitin ligase complex
Molecular function (GO): protein binding
Source: RefSeq, a predicted model, not a curated record
AAGGAUCAUCUGGGAAUCUACCGAGCAGUCGCGAUCAGCCCAACCAGCGCCACCGCGGUAUUUCUCUCUCCCGAUUUUCCCGAGAAAGUUCGCAGCUUUUCCCCAGAAAAUCCUCGGCAGCUCCGUCUAAUCGCGCGAAAUCUCCACCGCCCACGACACGACCGACACCCCACCAGAGCUUUUCGCAAGAUGGAACCCGACUUCGUCCCGACGACGUCGUUCGUGGACUUCCCGGAGGACGUCCAGCUCUGCAUCCUGUCGUUCCUGACGCCGCCCGAGAUCGCCAACUUCUCCUGCACCUCGAAGCGCUUCGUCGCGCUCUGCAGGAGCGACGCCAAGCUCUGGCACGCCCUGUGCGACCGGCGGUGGGGAUCGAAGACCCAAAUCCGGAAAUGGGGCGACGGCAAGAUAUGCUACCGGCUCCUCUACAAGACCCUCAGCGAGUGGGAGAGCCUCAUCGGCUUCUGGCGGCGCAGCGGCCAGAGAUCCACCUCCGCCGCGGCCGCCGCCUCCGCCGCGCCGCCGCCGCCGCCGCUUGUCGUCUUCGAUUGGGGCCCCUCGUUCGUCGCCGGUUCCAGGGUCUCCCCCUCCCAGGACGGCACCUACGGCGUGGUGAAGUCGCCGUUUUUGUGGAUGUCGCUUUCCCCCGGCGGGGAACCCGUGAAUUUCGUCGACCCGGAUGGUAAAGGUGGCGAAUUCGGCGCUAAUUAUUCCGUCGAUUCGAUCGGGAAGACCGAUUUGAUCCCGGUGGAUGUGAAUUUCAUGGGGUGUACGCAUUUGGUGGUGGAGGAGAACAUGGGGCUCGGGGGCAAUUCGCACAGGAAUGGGUUUCGGAGGAGCUCGAGCUCGGCGAACUUGUGUAGCGAUGAGGAGGAGGCCAGUGGCGGCGAGAAUGGGACUUUCGGGAGCUUACCGGAUCGGUAUAUGUCGGAGAUGUAUCAGCACUUUGCGAACCGGACGAGCCCCGGCGGGAGCAGCGCAUCGAGAAGGCAGAAGAAGAGGGAGAAGGAGAGGCAGGGGAAGAGAAGAUGGGAGCCCGAGCAUUUCGUGAAAAUAGUAGAUUGCUCUCCCACUCCUUCUCGGCCUUUGCAGGGGCUAUGGAAGGGAAUCGGUGACUGCACGAAACUGGAAUUCUAUCUUGUCACUUACGAUGAAAUUGGGGGAAUUGCCUGCCGAAGGGUUGGGGAACCAGCAGACCGUUUUUCUGGUUGUGCCCCAGUUUUUUGGACAUCGAAAGCAACGUUUAUUGAGCCACCUUUUUCUCAAGAGGAGAUGAUCAUGUACGACAGUCGCAUGCUCCUUCACCCCAUUGAUGAAGAAAAUUCUAUGUUCGGGGAGCUUCCAAUGGAAAAUGAGCCGGUCACUCGCAUCCUGUACAUAAAUUCAAGUUAUGACUUGCUAAUUCCUGAUUUAGCUGGGACUACAGCAACUGACAGGCGUAACGAGGGAAGGAUCUGGCAGUAUAGAGACGGUACAUUUGGGUUCGGGUUUCUUCGGGACAAUUUUAUUAUAGACCUGAAGCACAUAGCCCCAAAUGGUUGUCUUCUUCACUAGGUUAAGCUUUGUGAUAAUUGAUUUGGUCUUCUGGAUUCAUUCUGUACAUAUUAGAAUCUUAGGAAAGAAGAGCCAUAUAUCCAGUAUGGCACUGGUGUCAUGUUCUUUCACUUUAGACCUGCGGCUCCACCUUGUAGGCCGCUUUGUAACAUAGUUUAUCGUUGAAAUGAUGGCAUCCGUUCCAAAGUUUUAUUGAAUUCUGGCGAUUCUUCUUUUGACCCA